AUGUCUAAAGUUUCAACUAUCAUUCUAAUACUAUAUUUUUUAACUAAAAAUAUUAAUGUUAUUUCAAAUAACAAAGUAAAUAAUAAUUUUAUAUUAAAUGAAAAUAAAAAUGUCAGAAACAAAAGAGCUACAUUAAUAAAUUUUUCUCCUCAAUGGACUUCACCAAUAUCUUAUUCAAUUCAACCUAGAUGUGGUUUAUAUGUUGCUGAUAUAGUAAGAAGUAUAGAAAAAGACACAUGUCUUAGGUUUUCAAGAGUUUUUGGUGAUAUAAAUAAAAUGAUAAAAUAUGUUUGUGGAAUAACUUGUAGAAUUAGAAAUCAAAAACCAAAUCGAAAAAUUAUUGAGACUGCUCAAUAUUGUAGAACAAGAGCUAGAUUAAUACAAUUAACAUUAAAUGCAUUAGGAUUAAUUUAUGAAGAAAGAAGACCAGAUAGAGAUAAAUAUGUAAUUAUAAAAAGAGAAAAUAUUAUUGUAAAUGAGCGUUAUAAAUUUCCUCCAUUGAAAAGUAGUGAUGUAUAUACAACAGGUUUAAGAUAUGAUUUUGGUUCAAUAAUGCAUAAUGGUAGACAUUUUGAAUCUCAAAAUGGUAGAUUAACAAUAGUAUCAAAAAAUAGUCAUUAUCUUAAAACUUAUGGACAAACUAAAGAAAUGAGUUUUAAUGAUAUAAAAUCAUUAAAUGUGCGUUAUUGUCGUAAUUCUUGUCAACAAAAAUUGAAUUGUACAAAUUAUGGUUAUACAGAUCCAAAUAACUGUGGUGUUUGUAAAUGUCCUAGUUUUUAUACAGGAACUCUUUGUGAAAAUUUGAUGCCAUCUUUACAAGUAUGUGGAACUACUGAAUUAGCUGCAACUAAUGUAACUCAAACAUUGACUAUUAAUGGAACAAAAACUUGUAUUUAUAAAAUAGUUGCACCUGAAAAAUUAAAAGUUGGAAUAACUAUAGUACAAGCUGAUCUACCAGUAAGAGAUAUUUGUCCACCAAAUGUUGGUUUAGAAGUCAAAUUUUUAUAUGAUAAAUCUGUAGCCGGAGCAAGAUUUUGUGGAUUACAAAGAAAUAUCAAAUUUAACUCAGUGUCAAAAGAAUUAACAAUGAAAUAUGUAGGAUUAGAAAAUGAAAAUUUUGUAAACAUUGAUUAUAUUCAAGUUGAUCAACUAUCUGGCUAA
Molecule: messenger RNA, 1161 nt
Organism: Strongyloides ratti
Lineage: Eukaryota; Metazoa; Nematoda; Chromadorea; Rhabditida; Strongyloididae
Product: Astacin-like metalloendopeptidase
Exons: 2
Coding region: 1-1161 (386 amino acids)
Biological process (GO): proteolysis
Molecular function (GO): metalloendopeptidase activity
Source: RefSeq, a predicted model, not a curated record